UCAAUCACGCAAGAGACCCCCUUUUUAAUGUCCUGGCGAGGUUGUUACGUUCCGGCGUCUCUUUCGUGUCCGUGUGUGUGUGUCUGUGUGUGUGUUGAUCUUUUUUUUUUUUUUUGCCUUUUCAUGUAAAAGCCACCAAAAGGUUGUUGUUUUUUUCUCUCCGUUUGUGUGUGUGUGUGCGCGCGCGCGUGUGUGUGUGCAUAAGAGAGUUUAAAGCACGGCGUUAUUGCAAAACGGGGUUAUUAGAAUCAUAAGUCAGCGAAGUGGUGGGCGAUCCACUGAGCAUCAGCAGAAGUUGUCGUAUGAUGACUUGAAACAAGACACAUUACCUAGCAGCAUCUGUUGGAGUGCGUGGAUUUUUUAAGACACUUCUGUCUCUGGGACUGCCGCACAAGGGGGGGUGGAGAAGAAGAAAAAAUGUUCCACCAGGUUAGAAGAGUGAUGACCAUCCUGUUCCUUACUAUGGUUAUUUCAUACUUCAGUUGCAUGAGAGCCGCGCCCCUGAGAGACGCCCCGGGCAUGCAGGGCCAUCGGACGGAGGGCUACUUGGGCGCAGCCGCCAGGGGCCACGGGACUCCGCAGAGCGGCGGGGGGCCAGGCCAGCGCGGGGGGCUGCCCUCGCUCACAGACACCUUUGAGCAGGUGAUAGAGGAGCUGCUGGAGGUGGAGGGAGAGGCAGAGGCGGCACAGCUGGGACAGGGGGCCGGCGGGGGUCUGGCUUCGGCGGCGGUGGCGGCCGACGCCAAGGAUGUCGACAUGUACGACGCCAGGGUGAUGAUCAGCAACCAAGUGCCUUUGGAGCCGCCGUUGCACUUUCUUCUGGAGGAAUACAAAAACUACCUGGACGCUGCGAACAUGUCUAUGAGGGUGCGGCGACACUCGGAUCCCUCGCGGCGUGGAGAGCUCAGCGUGUGUGACAGUAUUAGCCAGUGGGUGACAGCUGUGGAUAAAAAGACGGCAAUAGACAUGUCUGGGCAGACAGUUACCGUCAUGGAAAAGGUCCCUGUCCCCAAUGGCCAACUGAAGCAAUACUUUUAUGAGACCAAAUGCAACCCCAUGGGGUACACAAAGGACGGCUGCCGAGGAAUAGACAAGCGGCAUUAUAAUUCCCAAUGCAGGACAACCCAGUCCUACGUGCGAGCGCUCACCAUGGAUAGCAAAAAGAAGAUUGGCUGGCGGUUUAUAAGGAUAGACACUUCAUGUGUAUGCACAUUGACCAUUAAAAGAGGGAGAUAGUGUAUGAAAUGUAUAGAUUUUAUUGAAGAGUUUAAAAAAGAAAAUACAGAGAAAAUAUCUAUUUGUAUAUAUACAUAACAGGGUAAAUUAUUCCGUCAAAUGAGAAUUUUAUGGACUGCAUGUAAAAAAAACAAAAAAUGAAGUUUAUACAGUAAAAGUGAUAUAACAGUCUAUUUAUUGAACAUAUUCAUGACCUUGUAAACGAUUAAAAAAAAUCUGAUCAGUCAUUUGCGCCCACUUUAAAUUACCAUGUCACAUUCCUCCAAACGUGUUUCUUUUGCCAAGAUUUACAAAAUGAAGGAAGAAGAGGAAAAAAAAACAACAGGAAUGAGAGCAAGAGAGAGAGAGAGAGAGAGAGGACAGUUCCAUCGUCAAAAGCUUGCAUGCUGCUUCAAUUGUGAAUCGCGAAAUUCUCCACUUACAAAAAAAAAAUUCUAUAAAAAAUAGGACGCCGAUCAAAAAACUUUCCGUUUCAAUACUCGGCGGAGAACAAGUUUCCUCUCAAGUAAUUUAUCUGUUUACUGUUCUAAACUUCUCAAGGUAUAAUGUUGGGAGUACAUACUAUGUCAAGGUGCUGUUGUCAAAGCUUUGCUGUUUAUUUUUUUAUUCCCACCAGAGAAAGAUAUAUAUAUUAGAAAAGAAAUGUAUAUAUCUAUAUAUAUAUAUAUCUAUAUAUAUAUAAUGAGACAUGUUUCUGGGUUAAUAUUAUUCAUUUUGUAUGUUGUGAAGUUGUUUGCAAUAUUAAACUGAAAUAUUUGAAGAAAUAAAAAUGACUAUAGGCAACUGAAAAACGAAACCGAUGUUUCAACCCUCCACUUUUAGGUGUAUAUAUGCACAAACGCUGACGCACAUAAAAAGAGACAAAACUGACCAAGAGAGCCGAUAUGUGGAGGACAGUAUAGAUCCCCGCUGUAGUUGCAGGGGUUACUGUCCGAGACCACACGCAAAUCGCAAAUAAAUGCAGGUAAUUGACACGCCCAGAAAAAAUGUCUGGAUUAUAUGUACGUCCUUUUAACCCUCCUGCUAACUCGACGUUCUCCUCUGAUUUCGUAUCAACAUUUACAAUAAAAGUGACUGUUAUUUUUAGAUUGGAUUCAGCCCAGGAACCCUCCCAGUCUCUCUACAUGUCCGCCCGCCACAAUGGAGGC
Nerophis lumbriciformis (worm pipefish) is the source of this 2384-nucleotide messenger RNA. RefSeq names its product neurotrophic factor BDNF precursor form. The record is from RefSeq and is a predicted model, not a curated record. Gene Ontology annotation, biological process: cell surface receptor protein tyrosine kinase signaling pathway; negative regulation of neuron apoptotic process; neuron projection morphogenesis. Gene Ontology annotation, cellular component: synaptic vesicle; axon; dendrite. Gene Ontology annotation, molecular function: nerve growth factor receptor binding; growth factor activity. NCBI's taxonomy places the organism in Eukaryota, Metazoa, Chordata, Actinopteri, Syngnathiformes, Syngnathidae.